ACUGUGGGAGAGAGACUGUGGGAGAGAGACUGUGGGUGAGAGACCGUGGGAGAGAGACUUGUGGAGAGACUGAGUAAUAGAGAGGGAGAGACCGAUGGAGGCCGUGGGGGAGGCCCUGGGAGAUUGUGAGAGUGCCAGGACGGGAACGAUGAACGAGGGAGGAGAGAUGAAGAUCUACUGCCCGAUCUGCAACUGGGUGGUGAUCAGCCUGCCCGCCCUGGAGGACCACAUGACGAAGCACAAGGGCCUAACCAAAUCCGUGCUGUAUCAGUGCCCCCACUGCCCGUACAGCACGGACGAAGCGGCCAUGCUGAUCGGCCACCAGAGGAGCCACGCCGACGAGAAGCUCUACAAGUGCUGGGUGUGCGAUGAAGUUUUCGCGAAUUCAGGAGACUUCUGCUCCCAUCAGAGCAUGCACAUCAAUCGGGCACGACGCAGGAAGUCGAUCGUCCCACCGCCAGGAGACGUCUCACCAGAUGAGAGAAUCCGCGCGGUCGAGAGGCCCUACCACUGCAACGUCUGCGGGGAGGACUUCACUCAGUCGCACCACCUCCUCAACCACCAGAGGAUCCACACGAACGAGAAGCCGUACGCGUGCACCGUGUGCGGCAAGGCGUUCGUGCGCUCGGACAACCUCGUCAUCCACACUCGGGUCCACACGGGCGAGAAGCCGUACAAGUGCGCCACUUGCGGCAAGGCAUUCAACCAGUCGACAGCGCUCCUCAACCACAAGAGGACCCACACGGGCGAGAAGCCCUACGGGUGCGCGGUGUGCGGGAAGCGAUUCGCCCAGUCGAGGGUUCUCGUCAAACAUGAGAGGACCCACACGGGCGAGAAGCCCUACGGGUGCGCCACGUGCGGCAAGUCCUUCGCCCAGUCGGGUACCCUGGGCAUCCACAAGCGCACCCACACGGGCGAGAGGCCGUACACGUGCGACGUGUGCGGCAGGUCGUUCACGCACUUGGGCACCCUCCACGUACACAAGAGGACGCACGCGGGCGAGAGGCCCUUCACGUGCCCCACGCGCGGGAAGGCCUCCGCCGAGGCAAGGAGCCUCCGGGCGUGCCGGCAGGCCCGCGCGGGCUCAAGCGCGACGACGCCGCCGGCCCGUCCCCCCCUACUCCGCCGCCGUGCCCGCAGUAGAGCCAGGCUCCACGAGAGCGUGACUGCCCCUGGGGAGGUCGUGGCGAGCCUCGGGGACAAGGGUCCCGUAGCGACCCCCUCGGCGACCCCCUCGGCGACCCCUUCGGCGACCCCCUCGGCAUCGCUAACAUCAGAACACGGAGAGACCCUCAGCUUCGAGACGUGGCCAGGGGUGAAGGUGGAAUGCGAAGGUGAAGAUCCUUCCGUCUCCCUGCCGAUCGUGAAACGGGAGCGCGGAGGGAUCGCCAGUUCCGAGACUUGGCCAGGGGUGAAGGUAGAACUGGGGGGGGAGGAUUUUUCAGUUCCCCUCUCGAUCGUGAAGCAGGAACGGAAAGAAAGCCCCGGCUGUGAGACGCGGCUGGGUCCCUUCGCCCCCCACCCUACCGGUCGUGACGUCACGCCAGCGUUGCUUGCUCCCAGUUUUCCUCCCCCCCCACGUCACUCGCACGCGACGGAAGGAAGCCGACGGAGAGGGAGCGGAGGGCGAAGAUCGACCCGGAGACUGUGGGAGAGAGGCCGUGGGAGAGAGACCGUGGGUGAGAGACUCUGGGAGAGACUUGCCAGGACGGGAACGAUGAACGAGGGAGGAGAGAUGAAGAUCUACUGCCCGAUCUGCAACUGGGUGGUGAUCAGCCUGCCCGCCCUGGAGGACCACAUGAAGCAGCACAGGCGCCGGACCGAGUCCGUGCUGUACCAGUGCCCCUACUGCCCGUACAGCACGGACAAAGCGGCCACUCUGAUCGGCCACCAGAGGAGCCACGCCGACGAGAAGCCCUACAAGUGCUGGGUGUGCGAUGAAGUUUUCGCGAAUUCGGGAGACUACUGCUCCCAUCAGAGCAUGCACAUGAAGCGGGCGCGACGCAGGAAGUCGAUCGUCCCACUGCCAAGAGACGUCUCACCGGACAAGAGAAUCCGCGCGGGCGAGAGGCCCUACCACUGCAACGUCUGCGGGGUGGACUUCACUCAGUCGCAACACCUCCUCAAACACCAGAGGAUCCACACGAACGAAAAGCCGUACGCGUGCGCCGUGUGCGGCAAGGCGUUUGUGCACCCGAGCACCCUCGUCAUCCACACUCGGGUCCACACGGGCGAGAAGCCGUACAAGUGCGCCACGUGCGGCAAGGCAUACAGCCGAUCGACGGCUCUCAUCCACCACAAGAGGACCCACACGGGCGAGAAGCCCUACGGGUGCGCGGUGUGCGGGAAGCGAUUUGCCCUGUCGAAAGUUCUCGUCAAACACGAGAGGACCCACACGGGCGAGAGGCCCUACGAGUGCACCACGUGCGGCAAGUCCUUCACCCAGUCGGGCACCCUGGGCAUCCACAAGCGCACCCACACGGGCGAGAGGCCAUACACGUGCGACGUGUGCGGCAGGUCGUUCACGCACUUGGGCACCCUCCACGUGCACAAGAGGACACACGCGGGCGGGAGGCCCUUCACGUGCCCCACGCGCGGGAAGGCCUCCUCCGAGGCAGGGGGCCUCCGGGCGCACCGGCAGGCCUGCGCGGGCUCGAGCGCGUUGCCGCCGCCGGCCCGUCCCCCCCUCCUUCGCCGCCGCGCCUGCGAGAGGGCCGGGCUUCACGAGGGCGUGACUACCACUGGGGAGGUCGUGGCGAGCCUCGGGGGCGAGGGUCCCACAGCGACCCCCUCGGUGACCCCCUCGGUGACCCCCUCGGUGACCCCCUCGGCAUCGCUGUCAUCAGAACACAGAGAGACCCGCAGCUUCGAGACGUUGCCAGGGGUGAAGGUAGAAUGCGACGGUGAAGAUCCUUCCGCCUCCCUACCGAUUGUGAAGCGGGAGCGCGGAGGGAUCACCAGCUUCGAGACGUGGCCGGGGGUGAAGGUGGAAUGUGACGGUGAAGAUCCUUCCGCCUCCCUAUUGAUCGUGAAGCAGGAACAGGAAGAAAGCCCCGGCUGUGAGACGCGGCUGGGGGGGCUCUGGAAGAACCCCCCAACCCCUCACCUGGGGUCUGGGGGGAAGCACCCGCCCCUCAACGGUCCAGCUCUCUCUGACCUUCCCCAGCUCAGGGUGGCAUGGGCCUGUGCCCGCAACUGCAGUCGCGUGGACCCGCCGGUGGGCGACGAGGGUGUCCGACCGGGCGAAUAUCUUGCCACACUCGGCGCACCCGUGGAGCCUCUCGACCGUGUGGGUCCUCUGGUGGUUGCGGAGCCGGGGCUUUCUUCCUGUUCCUGCUUCACAAUCGAGAGGGGAACUGAUAAAUCAUCCCCCCCCAGUUCUACCUUCACCUCUGGCCACGUCUCGGAGCUGGCGAUCCCUCCGCGCUCCCGUUUCACGAUCGGCAGGGUGGUGGAAGGAUCUUCACUGUCGCAUUCCACCUUCACCCCCGGCCACGUCUCGAAGCUGAGGGUCUUUCCGUGUUCUGAUGUCAGCGAUGCCGUGGGGGUCGCCGAAGGGGUCGCCGAAGGGGUCGAUGUGGGACCCUCGCCCCCGAGGCUCGCCACGACCUCCCCAGGGGCAGUCACGCUCUCGUGGAGCCUGGCCCUCCCACGGGUGCGGCGGCGGAGGAGGGGGGGACGGGCCGGCGGCGUCGACGCGCUUGAGCCCGCGCGGGCCUGCCGGCACGCCCGGAGGCUCCUUGCCUCGGCGGAGGCCUUCCCGCGCGUGGGACACGUGAAGGGCCUCUCGCCCGCAUGCGUCUUCUUGUGUACUUUGAGGUUGCCCAAGUGCGUGAACGACCUGCCGCACACGUCGCACGUGUACGGUCUCUCGCCCGUGUGGGGCUUCUCGCCCGUGUGGGUCCUCUUGUGGUUGAGGAGCGCCGUCGACUGGUUGAAUGACUUGCCGCACGUGGCGCACUUGUACGGCUUCUCGCCCGUGUGGACCCGAGUGUGGAUGACGAGGGUGUCCGAGCGUACGAACGCCUUGCCGCACACGGUGCAAACAUACGGCCUCUCGUCCGCGCGGAUCCUCUCUUCCGAUGAGACGUCUCCUGGCAGUGGGACGAUCGACUUCCUGCGUCGCGUCCGCUUCAUAGUGGCCGCUUUGUCCGUGCUGUACGGGCAGUGGGGGCACUGGUACAGCACGGACUCGGUCCGGCCCCUGUGCCGCUUCAUGUGGUCCUCCAGGGCGCGGUUGGAGAGUUCACAUCACGACAGUUCAUGCUCCUCAGCGAGAUCAUCAGCGAGGUGUAGCAGUUCACCCGUGAACGGAUAUCGUGCAGCGGCGCGUCACGCAAUGUCGUCUUGUGAUUGUUGCCUUGCCCUUGCGUGCCCCAGUGCCGACGCGGAACGGAACGGAGCAGAGAUGAAGAUCUUCUGCCCGAUCUGCAAGUGGCUCGUGGUCAGCCUGCCUGCCCUGGACGACCACAUGAAGCGGCACAGGGGGUGGACGGAGCCCGCUCUGUUCCGGUGCCCCCACUGCCCGUUCAACACGGACAAGCUGAACGUGUUCAUCGGCCACCAGGCGACGCACGACGCUCGCGACUCGCACAAGUGCGCCGAGUGCGGCAAGGUGUUCAUCGACGCCGAGAUCUUCCGCCAGCACCGAGCGGCGCACGCCGAGGAGAAGCCCUACAAGUGCACCGAUUGCGAACUGGCGUUCAACCGCUCGGCGGAUCUUCACGAGCACCAAAAGACGCAUGCCGGCGGCAAGCCCUACCACUGCACCGUCUGCGGCAUGGAGUUCACCCGGUCGGAGCACCUCCGCAACCACCAGAGGACCCACACGGGCGAGAAGCCCUACAGGUGCGCCGAGUGCGGCAAGAUAUUCGCCCGGUCGGACACCCUCGUCGCCCACCGGCGGGUCCACAAGGCUGGCGGGGCACGCCGGUGCGCCACAUGCGGCAAGGAGUUUGUGGACCCCAGGGCCCUUCACAUUCACCAGAACGUCCAUGGGCCGCCGUCGCAGCCCCCGUCCGACGGCAAACCGGAGGGUGCUUCGGCUCGGACGUUCGACGCUCCCGUUCCCCGCGGAAAUGGACGCGGAGGAGGCGAACCGAGAAGACGGCGGACGUCCAGUGACGGCGAUGUUGACCGCUCCUUUUCCACCGGAGCGAGGCAGGCGAAGAGAAACGCCCCCCCCACCACCACCUCCUCACCCUCCUCCCGCCGUGUGCGGCGGCUUUGAAACGCGGCCGGCGACGGCGGCAUCGGCGACGGUGACGUCGUCAUAGAGGACGCUCCCCCAUCACCCACCCAUCCCCAAACCCCCCCCAACCCCCCUCGUGUGGCCUUCGUGGCCGAGAAUCUGGAGUUGGAAUGAAACUCCGGGCCGGCGUAGGAGGCAUCGGAUUUUCAAAAACUCCGGACAAUCACCAAAUCGUCAUCAUUGUUUAAAAUAACUUAUUUUUGCCCAUUCUUGUAUGAUAUUGUAGGUAUUGUUUUUUUCAUGUUUUAUAUUCGUUUAUUAUAUGAAGUUGGCAUAAAUAAACAAUACAAAUAGACAAAAAGUUACCACAUUUACUGCACCGUACUUAACACUCUAACCUCUCAGGCGUGGGGUGAUGUAUAGACGUGCAGUAUUUUCAUUUUAACACGUUGGCUUUCGCGACCAAUAUCCAUACGUUUUUUUUGUUAGAUUGCGCAAAUAUAAAUGUGUCGUUAAACCCGCCACCACCCAACAAUUAAUAAUUUUAAUUUAUUUGUAAGGCGCCUUCCACCGUCUGAAGGUGCCUUGUAGAUUAAGGUUAAGGAAAGGCCAAGAGAAGAUGAGAGCUACAUAGAAUAAACGGACUUAAGAAGAUAUUGUUUUAUCUACAUUGUCGGUUAAACAAAUUUCCAAUGGUAGAGAAUUCCACGACCGAGGAGCAGACACAGCAAAUGCCUGCUCACCCCAGGAACGCAGCCGGGAACGAGGUACGCACAGAAGGGCAGAGGGAUUUAAGAAUGAAACAGGAGGAUUUCUCCACAAAUAUGGCUGUCGUCUGAUGAUACUAGUUGUGAUUACUGGCGAAACGUCGUAAUCAGAUUGUGAAUGUGGAUUUACUCUUCAACACACCGGUGUGCUGUACUAGUGUAGAGACAGUGCGUGUGUGGAGACACUACGUCUGUGGAGACAGUGCAGGUGCAAAGACAGUGCGUGGACUAGAGGUCACGAGCAGAAAUUACAGGGUUGAUAAAUAAUAGAGGGCGAGUUGCAACAAGAGGGAAUCAACAGGGAAGUUCGGGAAAGCCAGAGAGUUCUAGAAAGGGGGCGUGGCCAGGGGCGGAGUGAGGGCCACCCCGGGGAUAAAAGGAGGCGACGAGCAAGGUUCAGGGCUCCUGUGGGAUCGGGGUCAUCGCUGUCGUCGUGUUGCUGCUGUCUUCACGUCGCCGCGAUUUGUACGUCAUCCCUGGCCCAAGCGAUCUGCAUGUCAUCCCUGGCCAAGUUAUCUGCGUGAAGCGCCUGAUUAAAAUAAAGAAAACCCUUUACA
Petromyzon marinus (sea lamprey) is the source of this 6515-nucleotide messenger RNA. The record is from RefSeq and is a predicted model, not a curated record. NCBI's taxonomy places the organism in Eukaryota, Metazoa, Chordata, Hyperoartia, Petromyzontiformes, Petromyzontidae.